Molecule: messenger RNA, 981 nt
Organism: Pocillopora meandrina
Lineage: Eukaryota; Metazoa; Cnidaria; Anthozoa; Scleractinia; Pocilloporidae
Source: the annotation of a GenBank genome assembly
AUGGCUGGACAGGUCAUUCAUCUCGCCAGUGCUGUUUGUCUAUCCAUCUUAUCUGUUACCACAGUUUCAAGCAACCUACUUCUUCUUAUUGCCGUUUGGAAAGAUCCGCUUAAAUGUUUUAGCUCUCCAACGACGAGUUUCAUUGUAGGUAUAAGUUUAGCGGACCUUGUCACUGCUCUUACUACGGAACCGUUCUUCGCAGCGUAUUACUAUGUGGUGUACACUGAGGGAAGGGACGCAGUCAAUGGUGUCUUACAAACGCUCUUUACGGCAGGAAGCAACAUAUCCUCUGUGGCUAUCUGUUAUUCUUUUUUGAUCGUGUUGGCUUUGUCCUGGGCUCAGUACAUAGCCAUAAAAUGUCCGCACAGUUUUAAAAAAGUCGUUACUAGGAGAAACGCCAUUAUAUUCAACAUGCUCAGUUUGUUUUACUUGUUGUCUUUCAUGAGUCUUCAAUUUGUGGGAAUCAUGGAUCAAUUCACUUUUUUAAAACUCAGUCUAGCCCUAAACACUUCUUUCCUAUCUAUUAACUUGAUGGUGAUUCUGUUUUUAUUAAACGCAGCUUUCCGACGCCAUUUGAAGAGAAAACGCGCUUUUGAACAGCACGAGGAAAGCUCUUCGCCGCGAAGCAGUCGAAAAACCCGCCGCGAAAAUCUACAGCAGCAAUUUACAGCAGUGGCGAUGUAUUUAGCUGCUAUUUUGCUCUUAUCCGCGCUGCCACAUGUCAUUACAGCUCAAAUAUUCCUUUAUCUAUCAGACGAGCUUUCUCCUCAGGCCAAUGAAAACAUUCAGAUUGCUCUCGAAAUCUCCGAUCUGUUGUUGUUUGUAAAAGUGUGCCUGGACGCGUUUGUCUACGCAUGGCGCCUACCAACAUAUCGUCGAACGAUGAGAAUGCUUUUUUUUCGGCGGGCAAAGGAAAGGAACGGGUACAUCAACGGGAGACACGCCAACCGUUUUACAGAAGUUUCGCUUUCGCCGCAGUAA